AUGUCGACCAGGCUCAGCGCAAGCGGCUCUGUGGGCAUGCCGCGAAUCCAAGAUGUCCUGCGCACGCCCGAAGAUCUCGAAAAGAUCACGAGCCUAAAGGCAGAAAUCAAUCGCAAAAAGGGGGAUGUGGACACCAGAUUGAGAGAAGGGUUGCAAGAGCAUCUGGACACUACACAAAAUGGCAUGUCAACUCUGUCCGAAGGGCAGAAACUCGUUGGACAAAUAAAGGAGGAAAUGAAGAGCAUCUAUGACCUCUGCGAGCAGGCACAGGCCAUCCGCAAAAACUUCCCGCAAUUAGACUAUCUCGCAAGAGUCCAUCGCAAUUUCGAAGCCACUCGGGCAAUGCAGGCAGGCUUGGAUGGCUUCGAACGAGAUUGCUCCUAUGUCCAAAGACUCCUGGAGGAGGACGAGAACGACCUGUACAAACAGCCCAAUCUCCUAGAGGUCUACAUGCGCUUGACGCGACUGCGCGACUUUCGAGACGAGGCGUUGGAUCAGAUUCGGCGAGCGAGAGACUCGAGUUUGGAACAGACACUGCUCGACUGGUUUCAGCAGCUGGACAACAUCAUUGAACUUUUCGAUGAGCAUAUUGGUUUCAUUUGCAUGAACCUCAUCGACCUCGUUCAACGAGCUGAUGACACCAGCAUCAUCGUGAGGUUAGCCAUUGUGCUUGCUUCCGAGGAGAAGAACGAUGAUCGUGUUCGGGCGCUGCAGGAUGCCCAGAAGGAUCACCAAGAUCUUGUUAGCAAGUUCACGUCUUUCAAUAUCGGACCAAAGGCGACGCGUGGUUACAAGGAGAAGUUCCUCCAGGCCAUCGAAAAUGUCGCAGAAGGCAAAUUUCAACAGACCCGAGGCGAGUUUCAAGAGGAUCCCUCCAAACUUAAGAGUCAGACCAGAUGGUUCUUUGAAGACAUCAACGCUGUCAAGCAAGGGAUGCAGAAUCUCUUCCCCAGAAAGUGGAAGAUCUUUAACACAUAUGUGGAUAUCUACCACAAGCAGAUGCACGACUUCCUCAUGUCUUUUGUGGACGCCGAAGAUCUCCGUCCUCCUCAGAUGUUGGGAAUUGUCCACUUCAUCGAUGACUAUUACAAGAGAAUGAACAAGCUGGGCCUUUCGCCGGCUCAAUUGAAACCACAUGUUCUUGAUUCUCGUGAAGGCGACCUUAUCCGCGACUACAGAAAUAUCAUCACUAAAGCUCUUAACUCUUGGAUCGACAGAAUGUAUGUGACCGACAGAAAGAACUUCAUGUCCAGGGCCCCAGACGCCAUAGAGCAGGAUCCAGAUGGGCAUUUCAGAACCAAAACACUUGGAGACAUGUGGCGUAUGCUGCAUGAGCAAGCCGUUGCCGCGGGCGACUCUGAGCGAGAAGACGUCGUCGAAGGCGUUAUGAGCGCCAUGUUCGCCGCUCUGAAAUCUCGGCAGCAGCAAUGGGAGAGGCUGGUCGACGAAGAGGUGGAGCGAUACAAGAACCCAACGACGGAGCAGCUUGAAACCCUGCAGCAACUCCAAGACUGGCUACUCGCUAUUGCGAAUGAUCAGAUUGCCUGCGUCGAUGACGCUGCUGGAGAUGUAUUGGAUGAUCCCACAGCGCAAAAGGGAUACCUGACGCGAUUCCGAGAAGAUUUCGUCAAAUUACCCACUCCACCCUCCGCGAAAUUCAUGUCUACUAAUGGGAUUACGGAACUGGAUGCCCUUCGAGAUGGCUAUGUAGAUUUGGCCACCCACUGCAUCAAUCGAUUCGUCCAACUGAUAUUCAGGGUCGACUUCCGCACCAUCUUGACGGAGUUGUUCAUCCCGGGGAAGUGGUAUGAACAGUCCGCGAUGCAGAGGAUUACUACCACAUACGACGACUAUAUCGGAGACUACAGCGCCGUCCUGCAUCCCUCUUUAAUUGAUAUCCUGAUUGAAGAGCUGUCAGAUGCCCUGCUAGUGAGCUAUCUCACUUCCAUCCGCACCAACCGCGGCGUGAAGUUCAGGCGAGGCGAACCCUUCCCAGCACGAUUCAGGGACGAUGUCCUUGCGGCAUUUGGCUUCUUCGAAAAAUAUCCCGAGACGUUCAACGAAACAAUCAAACCGAAGUGGAAAGCUGUGAAUUAUACUGUACAGCUACUAGAAACGGACAAGAACGAUGUUGUACGUGUUUAUGAGCAAUUCAAGCGCGAAUUCUGGGACCUGCAAUUGAGUUGGGUCGAAGGGGUCCUGAAGACUCGCGACGAUUGGGAUCGUGGCAUGAUCACAGCAGUGAAGCGCGCAGCAGCAAGCACAUAUGCAGAACGUGGUAUGGACACGGUCAUGGGCAAGGUUAAGUAA
Messenger RNA from Fonsecaea erecta, 2310 nucleotides. RefSeq lists its product as hypothetical. Gene Ontology annotation, molecular function: SNARE binding. Gene Ontology annotation, biological process: exocytosis; exocyst localization. The transcript has a single exon. Gene Ontology annotation, cellular component: exocyst. The record is from RefSeq and is a predicted model, not a curated record. Lineage: Eukaryota; Fungi; Ascomycota; Eurotiomycetes; Chaetothyriales; Herpotrichiellaceae. Bases 1 to 2310 code for a protein of 769 amino acids.